AUGUCAACCGACGACGCGCCGUCCUACAUUGACUAUGAAGCUUUCCUCGACCCCGAUUUCUCCGCGACUUCGUUCGCAAACACACUCGUUCUCGCAACCAACAAUGCCUCCGACACCCCGCUAGACCUCUCAACCCCACUGUCCCGCGUCCUGUUUGAUGUCCAGGAAGUCGACACGCACAUUGACACGCUUACCACAAAGUCGGCUUUGCCGCUGCUAGAACAUACAAGAGACUCUGCCGAGUCGAGUGUGCGGAUAUUGCAGGAAGUGGAAGGACAGGUUGCCAGCCUGACCGAGUCGUACAAGACGCUGGAGAAGGAGGUCAUUGAGCGAUAUGACGUCGCCGAGCAGGCACGCGUGACGGCAGAACGACUGUGCGAGACUGUCAAGCUUGGGCGAGCGGUUGCGCGAUGUUUCAUGCUCGGGAGACAGCUCGAGGUUCGCAUGUCUGAAUUGGGAGGGGUUGGGAGCGCAAAGAAGGAGGACCACCGAGCCAUGGUGCGUUCUGCGGAUACGAUACUAUCGCUACGCCAAAUCUUCGCGGCUUCGAAGCCUGGCGAGGAAGGGCAAGGCCUCGAUAGGGUCAUGAUGGUCAAUACGCUGAAGAAUGAAUUGGUCAACCCUGGUGAACGGAGCAUCUCAUCGCGCGCACAGCAGGUGGUCAAGGAGUUCUCCAUGUCUUCGUUACUCUCUUCGUCGGGGUCAACGCCAGCAUCCACAUUCGCGCAAACCGAGGACACCAAGUCAAGAACCACGUCUGCACUACUCACUUUGUACCUACUUUCACCAACGUCGGCAAAGACCACUUUAGACACGUUCGAGCCUGCGCUCAUGUUGAAUGCCUUGCAAGACUACCUGCAGACGCAGCUAAAGUCGUCGCUCGCAUCGCUUGCCCGAGCAUUGGGCCAGCUCCCUACACUAGACCGCACACUGCUCGAGAUAUCAGCUCGCUGCCAGAACAUUGUGGCACUACAGUCUCUCCUUGAGGCCAUUAAACCGCCUCCGCAUCCACUCCUCAACUCGACCACUACCGCCGACGCUCAAACUUGGCCCAACUUUCUGCAGCCAGUGUUGCAUGCCCUUGAUACAUCGUCGCUACCGAGCUACUUUUGGAGAUCGCUUGCGUCAAAUCUGUCGCCUAGGGUUCAAGAGCUCAUGCAGAGAGGCGGUGUAUCUGCAAGGACGUUGAGAAGUAACAAAGACAGAGUCAAGGAUAUGGUCCGGGAAAGUGUGAAUCGGGGCAGUCAAUUGCCUGGAGCAUUGUCGACCAAGGGGGUGACGUUUACCUGGGAGAGGGAAGCUGCCGUCAUGGUUGGAAGUAUUCUGGGCCAGAUCAAGUGA
Messenger RNA from Cucurbitaria berberidis CBS 394.84, 1341 nucleotides. RefSeq lists its product as uncharacterized. Gene Ontology annotation, cellular component: COG complex. Gene Ontology annotation, biological process: intra-Golgi vesicle-mediated transport. The transcript has a single exon. The record is from RefSeq and is a predicted model, not a curated record. Bases 1 to 1341 code for a protein of 446 amino acids. Lineage: Eukaryota; Fungi; Ascomycota; Dothideomycetes; Pleosporales; Cucurbitariaceae.